GACACGAUCUUACAUAUGCUACAUUUAUUCUUGCUUAUAAACCAUGCUUCGCCUUUCGUAUUCAUCGUUCGUUAAUAAAAGUGCUUGUUUCUUUUGCGUGGUCACGACGGACCAUGAAGAGAAUCCCAAUUUUAAUUUAAUUUUGUAUUUCACAUCAUUUGCAGUUUCUAAAUUUUAGUUGUGUUUUUUGAUUUAUGAUAUAAAUUCUAAUUAUUCUAAUUGGACUGUGAUCAUGCAUCGAUCACAACAAUUUUUAAUUAUUUACAACUUCUUCGUCGUUUUUUUUGUAUUACAUAACUAUGAUCAGAGUAUUUCCUGUGUGUGAUACAAAUGUUUUCUAUUUAAUAUCAAAAUUCUGAAUACUAACGAUAUUAUGCUACGUAAGUUGAUUAAAGUCUAAAUAAUCUUUAUUCGAAGAACUGGUUUAUUUUGUAACCAUCCUUACAAUCAGCUAACUUGUUUCAACAUAGUUCAGGAUACGCUUGAGCGAAUAGUUACUUCCGUUAUAUCGUGCUUCAUUUACAAAUCACCUCGACACGCAAUCACAGCAACGCUAUCGUAAAUUAUGAAGAGUGUUACUUAAAGUGAAACUUUCUCUUCUCCUUAAAAUUUCUGGGGACCAAUGAUGCCUUCACGUUUAAAAAACAUAGGUGCGUCACUGAAACGCUCCUGUUUUCUUAGUACGCAUGCGCUAUAAAUCCCAUACUGCGCAUCACUCGCGCAAACGCGUGUUCCCGCGCAUCAUUGGAAUUUUGAAACUGAGAAUUUUUUCAUUCUCAUCAAUAUAAUUAUAUGAAAUGCAAUUGAAUAAAAUUUGGGGCUCUGCAUGGUCCAUCGUCAAAGGUAUCGUAUGAAUAAAAGAUCAAAGGUGGAAGAAAAAAGACACAAAUACACAGAUAACUUUCAUGAAACCAAAAUAAAAGAAAAGUUUGGCAUCUUUUGCACGGAUUCUUGGAAGGCACAUCAGUUGUCACGUAAAACAGUUAACUGUUUUACGUCGGUAAUAUCUUGGGCAACUUUGAAAAUGAAAAAAAAAAAAAACAUCUCCGGUAAAAAAGCAAAGUAUGAAGUAACAAGGAUGAAUGUUAUAAGAAACACGCACGGACGUGCCAGUUUGCUGCAUAGCAGCAAUAUGGCCGCUUUGCCUCUCUCUUUGACGCCAUCAAAGUGGGGCUUUCAGACCGUCCAUGGGUUCUUACGACGCAUGCGUUCGACACAUACAUUACACAGUUAUACCAACAUAAGAGAAAACACAAUUUCAUGCGUAGCGUGA
Molecule: messenger RNA, 1273 nt
Organism: Osmia bicornis bicornis
Lineage: Eukaryota; Metazoa; Arthropoda; Insecta; Hymenoptera; Megachilidae
Exons: 4
Coding region: 827-1273 (148 amino acids)
Source: RefSeq, a predicted model, not a curated record